Molecule: messenger RNA, 1268 nt
Organism: Ceutorhynchus assimilis (cabbage seed weevil)
Lineage: Eukaryota; Metazoa; Arthropoda; Insecta; Coleoptera; Curculionidae
Source: the annotation of a GenBank genome assembly
AUUAUUUAAUUAUUAGACCAAGGGUUUUAGUAUUUAGUAGUUUGUCUUUGAAGAAUGUUUUUGCCUCAAGUAAUUUUUCUUUUAUUGUAUUCUGCAAUUAUUGCAGUAGGUCAAAACAAUUAUGAUUAUGAAGCCGAAGUUGGUAUGAAUACUCCUCAAAUCUUUAGUCACAGAAAAAUAGCUUACAAAACUUAUCAGGUAACUACACAAGAUGGCUACAUACUCUCCUUAUUUCAAUUGCCUAGAAAAGAAAGGAGAGGAGUUGUUGUGUUGCAGCACUCUUUGAGUUUGGACUCUUCAGUGUUUUUGGUCAGCCAAAAACGAUCAAUUGCUAUGGAAAUCUACAAUUCCGGCUACGAAGUCUGGCUACCCAACUUCAGAGGCCUACCAUUAUCAGACCAGCACAUAAAGCCUGACAUUGAAAAACUCACAUACUGGGAUUUUAGUUUCCACGAAAUCGGCCUAUACGAUUUUCCAGCCAUUUUGAAACUUAUCGUCAACGUAACUGGGGAAAAAGUUAUUGUUAUUAAUCAUUCACUAAGUUCCACUGCUAGCUUGGUUUACGCUGCCGUCAAGCCUCAAGAAGCUGAGGCAAUGGUUAAGGUUUUCGUUAAUAUGGCUGCUUCAGCUUUUAUGAAUCAUACCCAGACGCCUUUUAGACAUUUCAUUGGAUUACAAUUCAAUGUUUUAAAGCCUAUUAUGGAAUCUUUGAAUAUUGGAGCAGUUGGGUACGAUUUCUUAGCUUCAUUGCAACUAUUGAAGCAAUUGGCCUUGCAAAUGCUUCCCAGACGUGCAUUUAAAUCAUUUAUUGAAUCAUUUUUGGGGUUUCUAUUUGGUAAAACCAGCAUGGGAAUAGAUGAUGAAGAAUUUCCUUUAGUUGUUUCGGUAGCAGUUCAAACUGUAUCCAAUAAGAUUACUUAUCAUUAUUGUCAACUGAUGCAAUCUGGUAGAUUUUGCAUGUACGAUUAUGGCCAACAAGAAAAUUUAAAAAGAUACAAUUCUAGUCAACCUCCAGAUUAUCCUUUAAUGAACAUUACAACCCCUAUAUUUUUGGUUAUUUCUGAUUCAGACACCAUGUCUGAUGCUUGGGGUUCAAAUUUGCUUUACAAUAACCUACCUCAAGCAGCAAAAAUAUACGGAAAAUUAAACAUCAAAAACGUCAAUCAUGCUGAUUACUUGAUAGGCAAAGACAGAUUUGUCUAUUUCAAAAGAGUUUUGAAUUUUAUAAAGACUAUUUAAUGUAAAUACAUAAAUAUAAUCGAUAAUAA